This is a messenger RNA of Rhizopus microsporus ATCC 52813, 1201 nucleotides long. RefSeq lists its product as uncharacterized. Gene Ontology annotation, cellular component: pre-snoRNP complex; nucleus. The transcript has 4 exons. Lineage: Eukaryota; Fungi; Mucoromycota; Mucoromycetes; Mucorales; Rhizopodaceae. The coding region runs from base 9 to 1076 and encodes 355 amino acids. The record is from RefSeq and is a predicted model, not a curated record. Gene Ontology annotation, biological process: maturation of LSU-rRNA from tricistronic rRNA transcript (SSU-rRNA, 5.8S rRNA, LSU-rRNA); snoRNA localization; box C/D snoRNP assembly.
UAAAAAAUAUGAACUCAUCGUUAGAUCCAUCAGCCAAUGGUCAAACAUCAAAAGAAUGUGAGAUCUGUCAUGCUGCGGAUUGGAAGUAUACCUGCCCACGUUGCUUGAUCCACACUUGUUCAGUUCCUUGUGUCAAGAAACAUAAGCUUGAUACCCAAUGCUCUGGUGAAAGAGACAAGACAGCCUAUGUUCCUUUAAAGUCAUAUAACGAGUCAACAAUGAUGAACGAUUAUACCUAUCUAGAAGACGUUUCAAGGCAAUCUGAUAAUCUAACAAGAGCAAGGCGUGAAUUGACAUCAAAGAACAUGAAACUAAAGCUCAGACAACUUCAUAAGCAAGCCAAUUACUUGGGGAUCAAAUAUUUUUCAUUACCUGUGGGCAUGACAAGGAAUACAAAGAAUCAGAGCAACUAUAAUCAAAAAUCACGACAGAUAUAUUGGACAAUUGAAGUGAAUUUCUAUAGAAAUAAUGAAAAGAAUCAUUACUUGGAGCAUGGAUUCCCUGGAAAUAGACCUUUUCAUGACUUUUUUCACAACAUGCUCUUUUCCGAGACACCUCGUGGAAAGGAUUCGUUUAGCAUCAUGAGGCAUGAAUUAAAAUAUUUUAUUGAUGCUGGUCUUGAACAGUUUAGAGUCGCAUUGAAGAAAGAAAAGGCACCAAGAGGAGAGUUUGUGGAUGUGACGGGCAUACUGGAUAUGUCCUUUUUGGAUACAUUAAGAGGGGAGACAGUAGUAGAGUAUCCAACGUUUUAUGUUUGGUUAAAGGAUGAUCCUCAGCCUAGUGAGAUACUAUCAUUAGAAGAAAAGCGUGUGUUGAUUCGACCAUUAAAACGAUCACAUGAGGAAGUAGAUCAUGAGAAAGAGCAAGAUGAGAAGAGGCUCAAGAUGGACAAUGAAGAAAGUAAAGUGGAUGAAUUAGAAGAAUUAAAUGAAGAAAAUAAAGUGAACGAAUUAGAAGAAGAAGAAGAAGAAGAAAGCAGAGUAGAUGAGUUGUAUGAAUUAGAAGAAGAAAGUAAACAAGAUGAUAUAGAAGAAGAAAGUAAUGAUGUUAAAGAGAAAGAGGAUACAAGUGAAUAAAUAUUAAACACAUACCCUUUUGUUGUAUCAUUCUUAUUGCUCUACUUGUCCUUUUUACGCUUAUAAUAUGAAUGUUAAUACAAGGCACUCAUUCAGUUUGAAUACAAGAGUCUGGCAUAAAGAGA